UCGGCCAUGGCGUCUCUCCGCGAAGCCACCCUGCGGAAACUGCGCAGAUUUUCUGAGCUGAGAGGCAAACCCGUGGCAGCUGGAGAAUUCUGGGAUGUGGUUGCAAUAACAGCAGCUGAUGAAAAGCAGGAGCUUGCUUACAAGCAACAGUUGUCAGAGAAGCUGAAGAAAAAGGAAUUGCCUCUUGGAGUUCAAUACCAUGUUUUUCCGGAUCCUGCUGGGACCAAAAUUGGACAAGAUACGUGUGCACAGCCCUGGCGUUCCUCUCAGUUUCCACUCCCGGUUUACUCCUCACAGGAAGAAGGAAAUGGAGGAUCAACACUUUCUUCCCUUCAGUGUUUGGAGAGCCUCUGUGGAGAUAAAUGGAAUUCUUUGAAGGUCCUGUUAAUCCACUCUGGUGGCUACAGUCAACGCCUUCCCAAUGCAAGUGCUUUAGGAAAGAUCUUCACAGCCUUACCACUUGGUGAACCCAUUUACCAGAUGUUGGAGUUAAAACUAGCCAUGUACGUGGAUUUCCCCUCAAACAUGAGGCCUGGAGUCUUGGUCACCUGUGCAGAUGAUAUCGAACUCUACAGUGUUGGGGGCUGUGAGUACAUUGCCUUUGACCAGCCUGGCUUUACUGCCUUAGCCCAUCCGUCUAGUCUCGCUGUAGGCACUACUCAUGGAGUAUUUGUCUUGCACUCUGACAGUUCCUUACAACAUCGUGACCUUGAGUACAGGCAAUGCUACCGUUUCCUCCACAAGCCCACCAUUGAAAACAUGCACCGCUUUAAUGCUGUGCAUAGACAAGGAAGCUUUGGUCAACAGGACUUGUCUGGAGGUGACACUGCCUCUCUUCCAUUGCACAAUGAGUAUGUCUACACAGAUAGCCUGUUUUACAUGGAUCACAAAUCAGCCAAAACGUUACUUGAUUUCUAUAAAAGUGAAGGCCCACUGAACUGUGAAAUAGAUGCCUAUGGAGACUUUCUUCAGGCACUGGGGCCUGGAGCAACUGCAGAGUACACCAGGAACACAUCUCAUGUCACUAAAGAAGAGUCCCAGUUGUUGGACAUGAGGCAGAAAAUAUUCCACCUCCUCAAGGGAACACCACUGAAUGUUGUUGUUCUUAAUAACUCCAGAUUUUAUCACAUUGGAACACUGCAAGAGUAUCUGCUUCAUUUCACCUCUGAUAGUGCAUUAAAGUCAGAGCUGGGCUUACAGUCCAUAGCUUUCAGUGUCUCUCCAAGUGUUCCUCAGUGCUCCAGUGGAACAGCCUGUGUCAUUCACAGUAUAGUGGAUUCAGGAUGCUGCGUGGCCCCUGGCUCAGUGGUAGAGUAUUCUAGAUUGGGGCCUGAGGUGUCCAUCGGGGAAAACUGCAUUAUCAGCAGUUCUGUCAUAGCAAAAACUGUUGUGCCAGCAUAUUCUUUUUUGUGUUCUUUAAGUGUGAAGAUAAAUGGACACUUACAAUAUUCUACUAUGGUGUUUGGCAUGCAAGACAACUUGAAGAACAGUGUUAAAACACUGGAAGACAUAAAGGCACUUCAGUUCUUUGGAGUCUGUUUUCUGUCUUGUUUAGACAUUUGGAAUCUUAAAGCUACAGAGAAACUAUUCUCUGGAAAUAAGAUGAAUCUGAGCCUGUGGACUGCACGCAUUUUCCCUGUCUGUUCGUCUCUGAGUGAGUCGGUUACAGCAUCCCUUGGGAUGUUAAGCGCUGUAAGGAACCAUUCACCAUUCAACCUAAGUGACUUUAACCUUCUGUCCAUCCAGGAAAUGCUUGUCUACAAAGAUGUACAAGACAUGCUAGCUUAUAGGGAACACAUUUUCCUAGAAAUUAGUUCAAAUAAAAAUCAAUCUGAUUUAGAGAAAUCUUGAAUAUAUUUUGCCCAUGAACAAAAUUGCAAAUACACACAUUUCCUAUAGACCUCUGACAUUUUUGUUUGUUUUAAUAAAGUAAUAUAAUAAAAAUUAUGUUAAUAUAACUGUUGUAGCUUGGUAAUGAGAAUGGUACAACUGACCACUUCUGCUAGAAGUAUGUUCCAGGACAAAAGUCAGGAAAGAUAUGCUGUUUUAGAUGUUUACACCAUCUUAAAAUUUUGCUCUUUGGUAAAGAUCCAUUUAUGGGACACUGUUUCAUUCACAAAAUAAAUACUUCUGUUUUAUAGGAUGAUUUUCUAAACAUGCCUUUAAAGCUUUUCUAUCUUCUUUUGAAAUCUGGACCAAUAAAGUUCUAGGUGAUAUUGAGGAUUGUAUUACUCAAAUUCUCAUAGUGAGACAACACGUAACAAAAUAUUGUUAUAAAUCCUUAGAAGAAAUGUCAUUAUUUGAGAUUUUCUUUCAGGACUUUGUUCUAGUUUUAUUUUAUGUACAUAAAUGUGUUACCUGCAUGUAUGCAUGUGCACCACAUGCUUGUGGCAUCCAUAAAGGCUAGAACAGCUGUUCUCAACAUGUGGGUUGUGACCUUUUGUGGGCUCAAACAAACCUUUGAGGGAUAACCUAAGUCCAUUGGAAAACAAAAUAUUUACAUUAUGAUUCAUAACAGUAGGAAAAUUAGAGUUAAGUAGCAACAAAAAUAAUUUUAUAUUUGGGGUCACUACAGCACGAGUGUAUUUAAAGGAUGGUAGCAUCAGGAAGGUUAAAAACCUCCGGUCUAGAAGAAGGCAUUGGGUCUCUUGGAACUAGAGUUACAGAUGGUUAGAACCUCCAUGUUGCUUCUGUAAGUCAACCUCCUUAGUCCUAUGAAAGUGCUAUAUAAUGAUGUUUGUGCCUCACUGGUCUUGCCAAAAUGAUAUAAAAGUAUGUAUGUAUGAUUUUGUUUUUAUACACUAGAACAUGUGUUGCCAUAUCUUAUAAACUAUGUCUACUGGUGUAUUACAGUGGUAGAUAUGUACACACAGAACUCAGUUGUCUGCUCAGGAGGUGGUAGGCAUAGUUGAGAGCCAGUGCUCACUCGCUAUGGACCUUACUUAAUCUUCUCCUAGUUAAUCCUUCUCCAAAUCUCUUAACUUGACAGUGGACAUUUACCUUGCAUCAUUGGUGGUAGUGAUGCUGUGAACAAACAAUUGGCCCAAAGAGAGGAAAUUCCAAUAGGCAAUCUGAAGAACUCCUCAGAUCGUAAACGACUGCAAGGAAGUGAAAUGGGUGGGAUUCCUGGUUAUGCCUACCUAUUCUGAAAUAAACACAUUAGUGGAAUGUCCUCAGGUUGAACUGUAAUAGAGGUACAUCAUAUCAUACUUGUGUUUAAAAUACCUAAAGUACAUUGUAAUAUCUGCUGUGGCAACUUCUAUGUAAGUUUUCAUAAAAAUAUAUGAUAAACAAGAUAUCUGUCAAAACUCCUUUAUAUUAUUUAUAUAAGAAUAUUUGUCUUUUUGAGGUACUAGACAAUAAGGCAAAGUAUGUAUGAUACUAUUUGACAAUUAUUGGUUAAGUUACUGAUAUUUCAAUGGAUGUUAAAUGUUAUUAAAUACUCAAGACUAAUUUAAAGUCCUAUCAACGGUGAGAAUUAUGAUUUCAUGUUCCAAGAAAAAAAAUAUCAUUAAUAAAGAAUACCAUCACUUCCCUGUA
Molecule: messenger RNA, 3540 nt
Organism: Mus caroli (Ryukyu mouse)
Lineage: Eukaryota; Metazoa; Chordata; Mammalia; Rodentia; Muridae
Source: RefSeq, a predicted model, not a curated record